This is a messenger RNA of Fusarium odoratissimum NRRL 54006, 1635 nucleotides long. RefSeq lists its product as uncharacterized. The transcript has a single exon. The coding region runs from base 252 to 827 and encodes 191 amino acids. NCBI's taxonomy places the organism in Eukaryota, Fungi, Ascomycota, Sordariomycetes, Hypocreales, Nectriaceae. The record is from RefSeq and is a predicted model, not a curated record.
CGAUGUUCAUGUGCGUGGCUGUUGGUUUUCAACCUCUUUCGAACAACACGGCAAUAAGUGAUCCGAUAUCGAAUGUCGAGUGUCGUCAUUUUCAACCCGCGAGGAGUGACUAAGGCAAUGAUCUACCAAGACCCUUGAAGAGACCAGAGUCUAGAAUGAAGGAUCUAUCACAUGUUGACCAAGAAGUAAGCGCUAUUACGACGACUCAUCCAACAGCUCUUGUAUAAAGGCAGCAUGAAGUCAAAAGUGCAAUGCAAAGAACCGAUAUCGAACCCAGUGUCUUUAUGCGUAGCACCAUCAUGGCUGAACAAACUGACAAAAACAACAAUACUGCUACGGAAUGCACCUUGCCACCUGGAAGCAGGCGCGUGGAAUAUGAAGAUCUAGAUCCCGCCCAAAAAGAACUCGAACAUAUCUUGGCGACCAUGAAACGUGACCCAACGGGCAUGGGCAUAAGCCAUCUUGGCCGAGACGGAAUCUAUCGAUCCCUCACCGCUGAUCGCGACGUUGUUGAUGCCGUUCCUUUCCCGCCACCUCUCGUCAAAGCAAUGCUUGAUCGCUUCCCAUACAACGAGGAAGCCGUAAAGGUAUUCCGCGGGGUUAAUGGGACCAACACGCCGAAAGAACAAUGGUACAAGCCUUUGCCAGGCAUUUUACCUCCACCACUUGAGGAAGAACAUCGUGAGGAAGCGAGAGAGGGGCAAGACGACUAUAGAAAUUGGUAUGAGGAGAGGAGGAAAAAGAUUGAAGCAGGCCUUUUUGUGAGAAGAGCAGCUUGUUUGAUGUCGGAUCAUGACCUCGGCCCAGAGGCAAUGACCACAAAAUAAGGGAGACAUCCGAAAUUGGUUGGCCGAUGUAGUAAGAGAGCUAAGUUUUGCGUGGUGAUAAUAAUCUCCCAGCCGUAUCAACUCUGGAUCACAGAUCUUAAAAAAACACGUCAGGCAGCAGACCAAUUACUCAAAUCGCUCUAGGUAAAUUGAUGAUGGGCUUAGAAAAGCUUGUGAUGGCUUUGGAAAGUUCAGGAUGAGAGUUGUAAGAUUUAGGAUGAAGACUUUGAAGUUGGGUGUUCAAAACUCCCCGUGUACCACAUGCACAACCUUCAUCAUCGAGAUUCAUAGACGCCUUAACUUGUAGGUACAGGCUUGCCGCUUGAAUACUGAGGUUGAUGGAGAUAGGGUCUAUCGGGUUAGCAAUGAGCAGCGCCUUCAACCGAAGGAUCAACUCGGUGGGGACGCAGAAGGCACCAAGAGGGAUGAAAGAUAUUGUCUAAUGGGUGUCGGACCUAUCGAAGACGUAGAAGUUGGCUAUUUCGAGGCUGCCGCCUUCGAUACUUGUAUGUUGGAGAACUCUGGGGGGAAGGUAUUAACAGCCUGGGUGGUGCUGCCGAACCGGCUUUUCCUCCAGAUCAAGUUUGUAUCUAAACUCCCUUGUUCUGCCUCCAAAGUACUUCUCGAUUUGAGCGAGGUUGCUGGGGAUAAGGCAUCCCUCUGAGAGAAUCGUACUUGAACCCGCAAGGGCCUGCGAGGGCUCCGACUUGAAGUUGAAGCUGGGAAGAACCAUCCUGGUACCCUUUAUUCUGACCGUCGUCCCUGCGGUUACUAAAUACCGGCUGGCAGUUAAUGGCCGAGAUGUCGA